This is a messenger RNA of Dinoponera quadriceps, 2124 nucleotides long. RefSeq names its product peroxidase-like. Lineage: Eukaryota; Metazoa; Arthropoda; Insecta; Hymenoptera; Formicidae. Gene Ontology annotation, molecular function: peroxidase activity; heme binding. The record is from RefSeq and is a predicted model, not a curated record. Gene Ontology annotation, biological process: response to oxidative stress. The coding region runs from base 1 to 2124 and encodes 707 amino acids. The transcript is spliced from 13 exons.
AUGCAAGGUCAGAAUAUCUUAUGGACUGCAGGCGUCCUAGUCGCGGCGCUCUUGCAGACGGUAGCAGUCGUAAACAUGGAGAAUAUAAAAGGGCGGGCUUCUACAUUAUUCCCAGAGGAGCGAGAAAAGGAGCUUUCGGAUCUAGAGGAAUCGGAAGCAACGUAUCCCGGCUCGUCUAAUAUGUUCAAUUCUCUUUAUCAUCAGACAAAUCCGAGUUUUUCGUAUUUCCCAUCUUUGCCAAACUUUUCGGGUUCCACUUUCUCCUUCGAUUUCGGUCAAAAUACGAGCGAUGGUGUUCAUCAGCAAAUCAAGUGCGGCGAUACUUUUCACCAAUCCUGCCAGUACUCGCGAUACCGAAGCUACGAUGGUUCGUGCAACAAUCUUGGAAACCCCACAUGGGGCCUGGCUAACACGAGAUACGGAAGACUCGUACGUCCACGUUACAGCGACGGAAUUCGAGCACCGCCGAAAUCGGUCACUGGCGCGAACUUGCCGUUGGCUCGAACAGUCAGUUACACGAUGUUCCCGAACCUCAACAUUGACGACAGAAUAUGGACUCUGGUAGCGAUGCAGUACGGACAGGUUAUAACGCAUGACAUGGGUCUGAUCGACGGUACAACUCAAUCAACGUCACAUAGCACGCGAUGUUGUACCUUCGACGGACAGAUAACAUGGGAAGCGGCAGCGAAUCCUCGGUGCUUUCCGAUGCUUAUAACUCAGGAAGAUCCGGUCUAUAGCAAAUCCUCCAUACGAUGCCUGAACUUUGUUCGUAGUACGACCGACCUUGAUCGGGGCUGCUCGUCCCCAUACAUGCCGGCACAACAGCUGAACACCGUCACUCAUUAUUUGGACCUUUCGCUCGUUUACGGCUCGAGCGACCAAGUUGCAGCUAGCCUGCGAGCCGGUUUCGGCGGGCGUUUGAACGCAGAACUGAAAAAUAACAGGGAAUUUCCACCACCGGCAUCUAACAAGUCCACCGUAUGCGAAGCGAUGUACGAAUAUGAGCCGUGCUACGUUGCCGGUGAUAUACGAGUCAAUCAAAAUCCUCAACUAACAAUUCUGCAGAUCGUGCUUCUCAGAGAACAUAAUCGCAUCGCGGAUUAUUUGGCAAAAUUAAAUCCGCACUGGACCGACGAAACGAUAUUUCAGGAAACGCGGCGAAUUGCCAUCGCCGAACAUCAGAACAUUGUGUAUUACGAGUGGAUGCCAAUUUUCUUAGGUCGUGAGCAAGUUUAUCGCGACAAAAUCAUCUACAACACUGACGGCUAUGUGAAUGAUUACGAUGAAACGGUUAAUGGCAAUGUGCUGAACGAACACUCCACCGCAGCCAUUAGAUAUUUCCACAGCCUGGUCGCCGGUAAUCUCAACUUAGUAACGGAGGAUCGUCACGUCUCGCCCUUCUAUAGUCUAAGAUUGAGCGACCACUUCAACAGACCCGGCAUUAUCGAGAAGGGCAACAAUUUGGACGAUCUAAUAAGGGGCUUUGCCUUCCAGCCGCAAAGGGAAGCCGAUAUAUAUUUCGAUCAAGAGAUAACGCAGUACCUCUUCAGAAGAGGAAGAGCCCUUGGGAGUGACCUACGAGCGACAGAUAUACAAAGAGAUCGCGAUCACGGACUCGCUUCUUACAACGAUUAUCGCGAGUAUUGCGGAUUACCACGAGCAAAGAAUUUCAUGGGUUUUGCCGACUACAUCUCGUUCGGAGAUAUACAGAAGCUCUCGAUGUUGUACGCUAGCCCGGACGAUGUCGAAUUAACCGUUGGUGGAUCUUUGGAAAAGCAUAUCACCGGCACGCUAGCCGGUCCGACGAUUUUAUGCAUCAUGACGAGACAGUUUCAACAGACACGAAUGGGUGAUCGUUACUGGUUCGAGACCGAAGAUCCGGAACUAGCAUUUACGCUAGAGCAACUGAACGAGAUACGAAAGUCGAGCAUAUCACGUCUACUUUGUGACAACGGGGAUCGCAUUCAAUACAUGCAGAAAUCAGGAUUCGCACAAGUCUCCGUAAUGAAUCCGCUUUUGAACUGUGACGAACUACCGCGAAUGGAUCUCUCUUACUGGAAGGAUUACGGUCCGGAAACUUAUGACACCUAUCAGCAUAUCACGAGUCCGCAAUAUAAAAAGUAA